AUGCGGGGUCAGUUGCAGGCCCUUUUGCGCCGCGCAGCAUCAACGCAGGGGAGGUCGAAAAUCGACAUCGACUGGGACAACUUGAGUUUUAACCUUGACCAUCAUGGGCAGGAAAUGUUUUGUGCGGUGUGGAAUGGCCCCGCAAAAGGUUGGGAGGGUCAGUUGCAGGACUAUGGACCACUUUCGCUGAUGCCCAGUGCCCAGGCUCUGAACUAUGGACAAUCAAUAUUUGAGGGCAUGAAGGCCAGGAGAACUGCCAAGGAUAGGAUUGUCUUAUUUAGACCUGAGAUGAACGCCUCGCGUAUGAAGGAUGGCGCACGAAGACUAUGCAUGCCAGAAGUGCCACAACAUACUUUCAUUAAUGCUGUGGAGGAGACUGUCAGGGCCAACAGUGAGUACGUGCCUCCUUUGGGAAAAGGGGCUUUGUACAUCAGGCCAUUGCUGUUUGGCUCAGGACCAAUUCUUGGACUGGCUCCUGCACCGUCUUACACCUUUGUGACAUACUGUGCUGCUGUUGGCUCAUACUUCAAGGGUGGCCAACUGAAGCCCAUCGACUUGGUUGUUGAGAACAAGUUCCACAGGGCUGCUCCAGGAGGGAUGGGAGGAACCAAGGCAGCAGGAAAUUACUCCGCGGUGCUACAAAUCCAGAGAGCAGCAAAUGCUAAGGGCUUUGCCGACGUCGUGUACCUGGACUGCAAAACGGAUGCCUACCUUGAGGAAGUGUCGGCCUGCAACAUCUUUGUUGUGAAGGGGAGGACCAUCAAAACGCCGCCCCUAACAGGGACGAUUCUUCCCGGGGUUACUCGAGACUCGAUCCUGCAGCUGGCGAGAAAGAGAGGCUACGACGUAAAGGAACAGCCCAUCCCUGUUGUGGAAGCGCUCGAGGCAGACGAAAUUUUCACGACUGGGACGGCUGUUGUUGUGUCACCUGUUGGCAGCCUGACGCACAAGGGCAAGAGGCGUGUGUACGGAGGCGGCGUGGCGCCCACUCCGGUGGGCCUGGAGCUGUACGGGGAUCUCACGGCCAUUCAAAACGAGCAGACAGGUGACCACUUCGGAUGGGUGCAUCCCGUUUGCUAG
Ostreobium quekettii is the source of this 1080-nucleotide messenger RNA. Lineage: Eukaryota; Viridiplantae; Chlorophyta; Ulvophyceae; Bryopsidales; Ostreobiaceae. The record is from the annotation of a GenBank genome assembly.